Messenger RNA from Serpula lacrymans var. lacrymans S7.9, 776 nucleotides. RefSeq lists its product as uncharacterized. The transcript has 3 exons. Lineage: Eukaryota; Fungi; Basidiomycota; Agaricomycetes; Boletales; Serpulaceae. The coding region runs from base 1 to 489 and encodes 162 amino acids. The record is from RefSeq and is a predicted model, not a curated record.
AUGGCAUCUCCGUCUAACGCUGGGGGGGAGCAUAACAAUGCAGACAUCGAUCCGAUAUGGAUGUCAAGCCGUACAUCUCGACAGAUAUACGCUCUCGGAGAGGUGGAAAAGACCGAUGGCCCAGAGGAUAACCUCCCACAGGGCGAAGAAAGGUCUGAACAAUUCGUGCUUGAAGUGAGCGAGUAUUUUGAACGCUUAGACGCAAUACAAGUUGCUAUACGUUCGUCACUCGCACACAUGCGCCAGUCACGCAUAGCUCCGUCUGCUAUCAACGCACCCCCCUUGGGGGCCAUACCACCCUCUCUUGGCGUUGGAUUACCAGUCACAGAAGAUACUACUGGUGCUAACGAAGCCAACCGUGGGCUACAGGAGGAGCGCGUAGAUCGUGACGCAUGGGUGGGUAUACUCGACGCGCUGACGAGAUUACAAGCAGCAAAAGAGCAGGAAGUGCAGCCAGAAGCUCAUCAGGCUAUGGACACGCGAAAAUAGGACACAGCGAAGGGGUGGAACAACAUGAUCUCAAAUACUUGGCGGAGUGUUACUUUAUUUUCCGAUGGCUUUUUACAUGCAUAAACAUUCACAAUAUUCGCAAUCUUAGCCCUUCUUCAUCUACUAUGCACAUUAUCAUCCUAUCCACACUCUGCAGAGUAACGACCAACCUGCUGCUGUUCAAGUACAAACCGCAUUCUUUGGGCCCUCAACCUUGCAUCCGUAUGGACUACCGCAGGGGGCAAACAAGACGAACUCUUCACCAUUGCAGAUAAAGAUGUACGCAU